Brassicogethes aeneus is the source of this 330-nucleotide messenger RNA. The record is from the annotation of a GenBank genome assembly. NCBI's taxonomy places the organism in Eukaryota, Metazoa, Arthropoda, Insecta, Coleoptera, Nitidulidae.
AUGUACGUGAACAAUUCUUUAUACGGUACACUGUAUGAACCAAAAGUGUGUCAAUUUCUCUGGCACACAUUCGAUCAACAACAAAACGAACGAAAGCAAAAGUUAAGAAGUCGCAGCAAAGAUCUAAAUUUUUUUAGUUAUGAAACCAGUGAUGGCUCACAAAGGGAAGAAAAAGCCGAAUUAAAAAAUGCCGGCAGCAAAAAUGAAGCUAUUUCUGUGCAAGGAUCAUACACAUAUGUCGGUACGGAUGGUAUAACCUAUAAAGUGACUUACAUCGCCGAUGAAAAUGGUUACAGAGCUACCGGAGAACACUUACCAAAAAACCCAUAA